UGCAAAAAGAAGCCCUCGAAGUAUUUUUAAACCCUAAAUAGUCUUCUUCGUUCCAAACAGAAACGUAGCCUUCUUCUAAAUAUCUCGCUCCUCGCUCUCACACACCAGAGAGGCAAUGGCGGCUACAGUUACUGCUAUCAGCCUCACGCUAAGCCAACCCUCCACUUGUCGUCUGCCAAAGUCUCCAACCUCUACCAAGUUAAGGGUUUUCACUGUCAGAUGCUCCUCGUCCCCCAGAACCACCACUGCCAUUGGUUUGGCAGACAGACCUUGGAAAACGUCAGAUGCUAGACUAGUGCUUGAAGAUGGUUCAAUUUGGAGAGCUAAGUCGUUUGGUGCUUCAGGAACCCAAGUUGGUGAAGUGGUAUUUAAUACAUCUUUGACGGGGUAUCAAGAGAUUCUGACUGACCCUAGUUAUGCUGGCCAGUUUGUUCUAAUGACAAACCCACAUAUCGGAAAUACUGGUGUAAACUUUGAUGAUGAAGAAUCAACGCAAUGCUUCCUUGCUGGCCUAGUGAUUAGAAGCUUAAGUAUUAGUACGUCGAACUGGAGAUGCACAAAAACACUUGGUGAUUAUUUAGCAGAAAGGAAUAUCAUGGGAAUAUAUGACGUUGACACACGUGCAAUUACUCGCAGAUUAAGGCAAGAUGGAAGUCUCAUUGGUGUUUUGAGCACUGAAGAAACUAAGACAGACAAGGAGCUAUUAGAAAUGUCUCGUUCAUGGAACAUUGUUGGUAUUGAUUUGAUUAGUGGUGUUUCAUGCAAGGCCCCUUAUGAAUGGGUUGAUAAAACAAAUCUAGAGUGGAGUUUUAACUCCAGAAAAGAUGUAGAAACUUUCCGUGUUGUUGCGUAUGAUUUUGGAAUCAAGCAUAAUAUACUUAGGCGAUUAGCAUCCUAUGGUUGUAAAAUUACUGUUGUACCUUCAACAUGGCCAUCUUCAGAGGUGCUAAAGAUGAAACCAGAUGGUGUUCUGUUCAGCAAUGGCCCUGGAGACCCAUCUGCAGUUCCUUAUGCUGUUGAAACAGUCAAAGAAAUACUAGGAAAGGUUCCUGUUUUUGGAAUUUGCAUGGGUCAUCAGUUGCUAGGCCAGGCAUUGGGUGGUACAACCUUUAAAAUGAAGUUUGGUCACCAUGGAGGAAAUCAUCCAGUACGCAACCUUCGGACUGGUGAUGUUGAGAUUAGUGCUCAGAAUCACAACUAUGCAGUCGACCCAAAAUCACUUCCCAAGGGAGUGGAAGUUACCCAUGUAAAUCUUAACGAUGGAAGCUGUGCCGGUCUUGCUUAUCCUGCUAAAAACAUUAUGUCUCUUCAAUACCACCCUGAAGCAUCCCCAGGACCACAUGAUUCAGAUUAUGCUUUCAGGGAAUUCAUUGAGAUGAUGACGAAAGUUAGACAAGAUUUUUAAAUAAAGCUGCUUGAGACUUUAUAUAUUUGACGACAUUAAGGUGGCAAGGACUGGCAUGGUAUGUACUCAAAGCAAGCAUCUGUUCUUGUCUAGGAGUGGUGUAGAGAAACCAGUGUUCUUUCUUUUGCCUGUUUUUAUCAACAAUUUUGUCAGCUCAUUGUGAAAAUAGUAUUUGGUUUGCAACAUUUGAUUUGUCCUUGACAAUUUAGAACAACCUUUUGAAAGUGUAGUUUGGCUUAACGAAAGUUGUUUCUCUCUUAUCAAUAAUUACCUCCAGCCUGAUUGCAUAUAGUAACUACCAUGUAUUCUAGAUGAGCAAUCACUUUUUCGAACUUCAGUUUCAGUCUAUUUGCUUUGAUGAAUAUUACAUCUACCAUCUUUGUAGCU
Molecule: messenger RNA, 1792 nt
Organism: Ziziphus jujuba (common jujube)
Lineage: Eukaryota; Viridiplantae; Streptophyta; Magnoliopsida; Rosales; Rhamnaceae
Product: carbamoyl-phosphate synthase small chain, chloroplastic
Exons: 10
Coding region: 116-1405 (429 amino acids)
Biological process (GO): 'de novo' pyrimidine nucleobase biosynthetic process; L-arginine biosynthetic process; L-glutamine metabolic process
Cellular component (GO): cytoplasm; carbamoyl-phosphate synthase complex
Molecular function (GO): carbamoyl-phosphate synthase (glutamine-hydrolyzing) activity
Source: RefSeq, a predicted model, not a curated record